GCAGCCGCAGGGAGCGGGGCGUCGCCCUUCUUCCCCUCCGCAGGGAGAGCAUCGAUCUGCCCGGGCCCUCCCCUCGCGAGCGGACCGCCGCCGCGUCGGCGCCGCAUCCUCCCCUCAGGCGGCCUCGGGUGCGAGGACCAGCCCUGCAGCCAACGGCUCCCGGCGUGCACCUCGGCGAGCGCUCGGAGGGAGCAGGCGGGAUGCGCCGGCCGGGCGGCGUCUCUUGAGAGUCCGUGCCCCGCGGCAGGGCCGCUGCGCACCCGGCUCCAACCGUCCCUGCCCAUGGGCCGCGGGUCACCGCGAGGAGCAGGCCGAGCGCCGCAGCCGCCUGAAGGAGCGUGGCAGGUCACCUGGAUGUCAGCAUGGCAGCCACAAACCUUGAGAACCAGCUGCACAGUGCGCAAAAGAACCUGCUCUUCCUUCAGCGGGAGCACGCCAGCACACUGAAGGGACUACAUGCUGAGAUCCGGCGGCUGCAGCAGCACUGCACAGAUCUAACAUAUGAGCUGACACUCAAAAGUUUCGAACUGACAGGAGACGGCUCUUCCAGAACAACGGAGCUGAAGAGGCGCUGUGAAGAGCUGGAGGCCCAGCUGAAGGCCAAAGAGGAGGAAAACCGCAAGCUGUUGCAAGAGCUGGAGCAAAAGAAUGCUGCUAUUGCUGUGCUGGAGAACACAGUCCGAGAGAGAGAGAAGAAGUACCUGGAGGAGCUGAAGGUGAAGAGUCACAAGCUGAGCAUGCUGUCUGGUGAGUUGGAGCAGCGUGCCAGCACGGUGGCCUACCUCACCUCACAGCUACACGCAGCCAAGAAGAAGCUGCUGAGCUCCAGUGGCACCUCGGACGCCAGCCCAGCAGGCAGUCCUGCACUGGCCAGCUACAAGCCCACACCCCCCAAGGACAAGCUGCCUGAGACACCCCGCCGGCGCAUGAAGAAGAGCCUGUCAGCCCCGCUGCAUCCUGAGUUUGAGGAGGUCUACAGGUUUGGAGCCGAGAGCCGCAAACUCCUUCUGCGGGAGCCUGUGGAUGCGAUGCCUGAUCCCACCCCAUUCCUGCUGGCCCGGGAGUCUGCUGAGGUCCAACUCAAGGAGCGGCCUCUUGUCAUCCCUCCCAUCGCCUCAGACCGCAGCACCAGUGGGCAGCAUAGCCCAGCCCGAGACAAGCCACACAAGACCCAUGUUGGGGUGGCUCAUCGUAUCCAUCAUGCCAGUCCGUCACAGACUCAGCCUGAGGAGGAGACAAGGGCCGUGGACCAGGUGAAUGCAGGGAAGGUGGUGCGGAAGCACUCAGGGACGGACCGAACUGUGUGAAGCCUGCGGCCUACCACCGCAGCCAUCCACGCACUGUGAGCGCCACAGGGAACCUCGCCCACACCUUCCUCACCCCACCCAUGCCAAAUGUAUCCUGUCGUCGCAGCCUGGCUCCUGGCCCAUAGAGACACAACGCUAUGAUGGUGUCCCUGCUGAAGAUAUAUACUGGCACUGUGGCCAACGCCUGCAUGCCAAUAGCUUGCUUCCAGCCCCACACCAUGAGAUCUCGGCACACCCCUAGACGAGGCCCAGGCCACGGCUGUAUCACCACGCCUCACAGAAUCAGAAUUGCCUGAAGUCAAAGCAAAACAAGGACCUGCCCCUCCCCAUAUCCAGGGCAGCCUGUGAGAGCAGAGCUGCCAGCAGCUUCUGCUCCCUCCUGGAGACUACCACCUUGCACAGUCCCUUUACCGAGCAGCUGUGUCACAUGAUCUAAGCAAGAUGACCUCACCCCUGAUGUCACCCCACCCUGAAUGUGUGUUCAUGAUUUUUUUUUGUUAGUUUCCAAAUGUUCAGGAUCCAACAAAUGUUAUUUUCUAAACCCGCCCUCCUUCUCCUCUGUGUCUUUUUGAAGCACCGAGGGACUGUGGAGGAGGUGGUCAGGGAGGACUGGCAGGGCAGGUGGGAGUACUUGCUGCCCAGAGCUGUUGCUGAGAUUGUCCGGAGCUCCUGCAUUUCUGCAGAAGCUGCAUUCUGUCCUUCCCCGGCUCCGCACUGCCUCCCUGUACUGCCCAGCCUUACAGUAUAAGAGAGGCAGCCAGUGGCCAUUUGUCCCCAAGCCACACACAGGCAGGACCUGAAUGCUUGAGCCUUCUGUGCUCUCUUGCCAGAAAGGGGCAUUUGCUGGGCCAGACAGAGGUGGAACCCCCCAGCAGCUUAGCAGGAAGGAAGAGAGAACGCACUUGCCUUAAAACUUGCUCUGCUGUGUGCUCUGUCCAGAGUUCUCUAAAAGAAGCUUGAGAAGCUACGGCCGAUUACAGCACCCACACGGCAGCUCACAAUUGGCUGUAACUCCAGGGCCCACCUUACACGUGGUGCACGUAAUAUUCAGGCAGGCUCACACACAUACACAGAAAUAAAAUCUUAAAAAAUAAAAA
Meriones unguiculatus (Mongolian gerbil) is the source of this 2404-nucleotide messenger RNA. It is a transcript of the gene Ccdc92, whose product is annotated as coiled-coil domain containing 92. Gene Ontology annotation, cellular component: centriole. The coding region runs from base 363 to 1307 and encodes 314 amino acids. NCBI's taxonomy places the organism in Eukaryota, Metazoa, Chordata, Mammalia, Rodentia, Muridae. The transcript is spliced from 4 exons. The record is from RefSeq and is a predicted model, not a curated record.